Messenger RNA from Aspergillus welwitschiae, 1677 nucleotides. RefSeq lists its product as uncharacterized. Gene Ontology annotation, molecular function: acyltransferase activity, transferring groups other than amino-acyl groups. The transcript has 4 exons. NCBI's taxonomy places the organism in Eukaryota, Fungi, Ascomycota, Eurotiomycetes, Eurotiales, Aspergillaceae. Bases 1 to 1677 code for a protein of 558 amino acids. The record is from RefSeq and is a predicted model, not a curated record.
AUGGUCUCGGCGAUGGGGUCAUAUCCGCCAGAAUUCCCCAGGGGAAACUUUCCGGAGGAGACCUCAAGCGCAGUGAUUGACAUGUGCCAUACAGUGGCUAUUUCAGUACUGUCCAAGCCGCCGGCGCCGGAGCCAGUCCCUACAGAUAAGGUGGUGCCUGUGCCACUACUGGACGACCAGCCUCGCUGGCAUCAACGGUGUGUGCAUUAUGGCUAUCUAUUCAACGAUGUUCUGGACUCGGAUAAACUGCGACAAGCAUUGCAACGUCUGAUAGAAAUCGGGGAGUGGCGGAAACUUGGAGCACGGAUACGAAUGAAUAAAAAUAGAAUACUGACAGACAUUCAGAGCCAUGGCAAGCUCGAGUACCAUAUCCCAGCCCACUUUGAUGCAGCAAGGCCGGGAUUCGUCUUGACCUCCGAUAAACAGCCAAUGAGUAUCAGCGAGCAUCCACUGGCAUCCAAGUUGCCUACAAGUUCAGGACAGCCGUUCCUCUCCUCUCAUCUAGAUAUAUCCUCACUGUCACUUCACCCCGACUGCCCACGGAAGCUCGAUGACUGGCUAUACUCUGACUGGCCACUUCUUGUCAUCCAUGUCGUGAAUUUUCAUGACGCAACUCUGCUGUCGCUGACGUAUCUGCAUGUUGUCAUGGAUGCAAUGGGUAUUAAGCACCUCUUUCAGGCAUGGUCCUCGGUAGUGAACGGGCGUGAGGAAUAUGUUCCGAGGUUUCGGGGAAUCGACGAAGAUUUAGGACGGACCGACAGCGCCAUAGUGUCGGCGAGAGAGUUCAUUCAAUUUCCAAAAUGGCUUCGAAGCUUUAGAUGGAUCAUAUUCCGCUUCCGCAUGUUCUGGGAAAUGUUUAGGUACGGCCAGCAGGAAACUCGUCAGCUGUGCAUACCCGGGCAUAUUAUCAACAUCAUGCGUGGCCAGAUGAUGCGGAAGCUUGAGCAGACAUCCCAUCAGCACGCCGAGUCAGUCUACUUAAGCGAAAGUGACGUUCUCUUAGCAUGGUGGACUCGAACAAUGCUGAAGGGGCUCGGUGAGACUGGGAGGCGUCCAAUUGCCUUGUACAAUCUAUUUGAUGCUCGGGCUAAUUUGCCACGUACCUCUACUUCCGGCGAGGACGCCUUCAUCUCCAACGUGAUUCUUCAUGCAACGACAUCUUUGCGCGCCCGAGAGAUGGUCUACCGGCCACUCAGCUUUCUGGCAUGGCAUAUUCGGUCCGCGCUAAUCCAGCACCGUACCAGACAUCAGAGCCUAGCCCAGUUGGCCACCCAGAAAGUCGCACUUGACACCACUGGCGCCACAGCUCUCUGGGGGGAGCCGACCUCAUUAAUCAUCUUUUGCACUAAUUGGCAUAGGUGCCAACUCUACGAAAUCGAUUUCUCUUCUGCGGUAAUCCCAUCCGCAAGCCCAGCCACCGGUCGCAGAAACACCAUAGGCAGACCAUUGCAACACAUUACCGCUGCGAUGCCGAAAUCGCUUCAUACCCGGAAUUUUGGGAUCAUAUUUGGCAAAGAUGGUGCAGGAGAUUGGUGGCUCGCCUGGACAUUACGUGCGCAAGCAUGGCCAACCAUCCAAAAGGAAUUGGAAAGGCUGGACAAGUUGGAUAAACUAGGCCAGCUGGACCAGCUACAGGAAGAUAAAAGAUCACACUCCAAUCAGGGCAGAAAUGCCUAG